UUUGAAACUCCGCCUGAAACACAACAUCACAGCACACAACAUGUCUACAUUUCAUAUACCGUCCCGAAUCAAUAUCGAUAUAACAGAUAAACGGGUUCAGCACAUUUUCCGCAAAUAUCUUCAAAAACCAACUUCUUCUGGAGACAUGAGCAGUGAGGAUCAUAGCAAUGCACACCAAACCGCAGUGGUUAUUGACAACGGCUCCGGAGUAUGUAAAGCCGGAUUCUCCCCAGAAGACACGCCCCGCGUGAUCUUCCCAUCGAUUGUGGGCAGACCUCGUCACCUGAACGUCCUGCUGGAUUCCUUGAUCGACGAUAGUGUUAUUGGCGAGGCGGCAGCCCGCAAGAGGGGAAUACUCACCCUUAAGUAUCCCAUUGAGCACGGUAUGGUCAAGAACUGGGACGAAAUGGAGAUGGUUUGGAAGCACACGUACGAACUCCUACGGGCAGAUCCAAUGGACUUGCCGGCUCUACUCACCGAAGCCCCUUUGAAUCCAAAGAAGAACAGGGAGAAGAUGACGGAGAUUAUGUUCGAACACUUUCAGGUGCCAGCAUUUUAUGUGGCAGUUCAGGCGGUGCUCUCACUCUACGCCACCGGACGUACUGUGGGCAUUGUGGUGGACUCGGGUGAUGGGGUGACCCACACGGUGCCGAUCUACGAAGGAUUUGCCCUGCCCCACGCCUGUGUACGAGUCGAUCUGGCUGGUAGGGACCUAACCGAUUAUCUGUGCAAGCUGCUUUUGGAAAAGGGUGUUAAGAUGAGCACCUCUGCCGAGCGGGAAAUCGUGCGGGACAUCAAGGAGAAACUCUGCUACGUCGCUAUGAACUAUGCCAAGGAAGUGGAGCUGCACGGGAAGGAGGAUACCUAUGAGCUGCCAGAUGGCCAGAAAAUCGUUUUGGGCAGCGAGAGAUUCCGCUGUCCGGAGGCUCUCUUCCAGCCCAGUUUGCUGGGUCAGGAGGUGAUGGGCAUUCACGAGGCCACCUAUCACUCGAUCACCAACUGCGACAUGGAUCUGCGAAAGGACAUGUAUGCAAACAUAGUGCUCUCCGGCGGAACGACCAUGUUUCGCAACAUCGAGCAUAGAUUCCUGCAAGACCUAACAGAGAUGGCUCCCGCAUCCAUCAGAAUAAAGGUUAACGCUAGUCCGGAUCGCAGAUUCUCCGUUUGGACGGGGGGUUCCGUCCUGGCCUCACUCACUAGUUUCCAAAACAUGUGGAUCGACAGCUUGGAGUACGACGAAGUGGGUACUGCCAUAGUCCAUCGAAAGUGUUUUUAGCUGAGCAGGAUCGCCGUGUCUUAAAAUCUUUCGCUUGGUUAUAUACGUUCUGAGCAAUAAUUAUAUAUUUUCUAUUUGUUAAUGAA
This is a messenger RNA of Drosophila santomea, 1362 nucleotides long. It is a transcript of the gene Arp53D, whose product is annotated as actin-like protein 53D. Bases 41 to 1276 code for a protein of 411 amino acids. NCBI's taxonomy places the organism in Eukaryota, Metazoa, Arthropoda, Insecta, Diptera, Drosophilidae. Gene Ontology annotation, biological process: mitotic cytokinesis. The transcript is spliced from 2 exons. The record is from RefSeq and is a predicted model, not a curated record.